Messenger RNA from Cornus florida, 652 nucleotides. RefSeq lists its product as uncharacterized. Bases 164 to 364 code for a protein of 66 amino acids. The transcript has a single exon. NCBI's taxonomy places the organism in Eukaryota, Viridiplantae, Streptophyta, Magnoliopsida, Cornales, Cornaceae. The record is from RefSeq and is a predicted model, not a curated record.
UCUCUAAAUGAGAGAGAACCUGAAACUUCCAGAUUGGCAGUGAGCUGAGCUUCUUCUUCCCCUGUUAAUUUUGUCACCAGAGUCGUCCCUUCUACACGCAUCUCCUGUUAACCAAACCUUCUCUCAUUCACUGUCUUUCUAUAUCCAAAUUUGUUCAUCAGAUAUGGGUAUGGUAGUUGUGAUCUCUCUGCCUCUGAUUCUGUUUUCGUUACUGCUUGGUUUCGGGUGUUAUUUCCUGGGAAAAGCCAAGGGGAGACAAGACAUUCGCACCCAUGCCCAGGUUUUUGGGGUCCCAACCCCACCACCAGGCACUGCUUCACCUCCUCCAACCUAUUUCAAGACAGACAACUCUACCAAUGUCUAAAUCUCCUCAAAUAUGAACUUGUGCCACCCAACCAAUUCAUGAUGAUGAUGCCCUUCCACCUUAAGGCUUUUUGUUGUUUGUUUUUCUUACAUAUAUUGUGCAGAAAUAUAUAUUUAUAUACAUAUAUGUGCAUUUGUUUUUGUUUGUUGAGAUAAAUUGUAUGGUUGGUUCAUGGCUGCUAUUGGUAAUAUCAAGGUACAAAGCCCAAUUGGGGCUCAUAUGGGUUGGUGGUGUAAAUUGAUUGUAUGAUGCAAUAGUAGUAAUAAAGAUUGAUGUCAUUUCCAUUAA